Messenger RNA from Ochotona princeps (American pika), 1108 nucleotides. It is a transcript of the gene ANP32A, whose product is annotated as acidic nuclear phosphoprotein 32 family member A. Gene Ontology annotation, molecular function: histone binding. Gene Ontology annotation, cellular component: perinuclear region of cytoplasm; nucleus. Gene Ontology annotation, biological process: nucleocytoplasmic transport; regulation of apoptotic process. The transcript has 7 exons. Bases 139 to 903 code for a protein of 254 amino acids. Lineage: Eukaryota; Metazoa; Chordata; Mammalia; Lagomorpha; Ochotonidae. The record is from RefSeq and is a predicted model, not a curated record.
CCGCGGGUGCUGGGGGCUCGAGCACCGAGCGCGGAGCUGGUUGAGCCUUCAAAGUCCUAAAACGCGCGGCCGUGGGUUCGGGGUUUAUCGAUUGAAUUCCGCCGGCGCGGGAGCCUCUGCAGAGAGCGAGCGCGAGAGAUGGACAUGGACAGACGGAUUCAUUUAGAGCUGCGGAACAGGACGCCCUCUGAUGUGAAAGAGCUUGUCUUGGACAACUGUCGGUCGAAUGAAGGCAAAAUCGAAGGCCUGACAGAUGAAUUUGAAGAACUGGAAUUCUUGAGUACAAUCAACGUCGGCCUCACCUCAGUCGCAAACUUACCAAAGUUAAACAAACUCAAGAAGCUUGAACUAAGCGAUAACAGAAUCUCAGGGGGCCUGGAAGUAUUGGCAGAAAAGUGUCCGAACCUUACGCAUCUAAACUUAAGCGGCAACAAAAUUAAAGACCUCAGCACGAUAGAGCCCCUGAAAAAGUUAGAAAACCUCAAGAGCUUAGACCUUUUCAAUUGCGAGGUGACCAACCUGAACGACUACCGGGAAAACGUGUUCGAGCUCCUCCCGCAGCUCACGUACCUCGAUGGCUAUGACCGGGAUGACAAGGAGGCCUCUGACUCGGAUGCCGAGGGCUACGUGGAGGGCCUGGACGACGACGAGGAGGAGGAGGACGAGGAGGAGGACGAGGAUGAAGAGUUGUUUGAUGAAGACGCUCAGGUAGUGGAAGACGAGGAGGACGAGGACGAGGAGGAGGAGGGCGAAGAGGAGGACGUGAGUGGAGAGGAGGAGGAGGAUGAGGAAGGUUACAACGACGGGGAAGUGGAUGAGGAGGAAGAGGAAGAUGCUGGUGAGGAAGAAAGGGGUCAGAAGCGGAAACGAGACCCCGAAGACGAAGGGGAAGAGGACGACUGAGUGGAAUCACUAUUUUGAGAAAAUUCCUAUUGUGAUUUGACUGUUUUUACCCGUCUCCCCUCCCCCCUCCUCCAAAUCCUGCCCCCUGAAACUUAUUUUUUUCUGAUUGUAAUGUUGCCGUGGGAACGAGAGGGGAACCGUGUACUGGGGGUCGCGGGGGGAGGGUGGGCGGGAGGGGUGGAAUAAAAGACUAUUUUUACUGCCA